AUGUAUCCGGAAAAGGAAGGGUUACGCACCCGUGACAUCGCCUUCAUUGCGCCCCCUUCCCCCAAUACUACUGCCCUGCGUGCGCACGGAGUCGACUCUAUCUGUUGUAUGACAAUUCGAUUAUCGUGUUCUCAUCCGCGAACAGCGCUGUUCAUCCCACGGGCUCAGUCGAUCUCAGAACCAUUGGAACGAAGAGGCAGCCAACUCAACCCUGGUCAGGUAGAUAGUGGUUUAGCAGGCCGAAGCCGUACCGAUAAAGAUUCAGGCCGUCAAGGGAUAAUUAUCCACGAGAAUAAGGCAGGCGAAGCGGAAUUCCCACAGAUAAACCGCAUGGUCGAUGGGUCGGUCAUGCGAAAAUCAGAGAUUGUUCAUUACUACUUCCCCCAACACGUCCACGAUACUCCGUGUCCGGCCCUUCGUCCUAUUUAUCUCCAGCUCUCGCACUCGGAUUCUGGCUCUCCUCAUCGCUUUCUCUAUACUCCUCAUAGAACCUUCUUCUUCUCCCUCAAGCAAUUGACCCUUCCCGGCUUGCUCUCCAUCCUCCAUUCCAAUCAGACUUUCCUCUAUCCUUCUCAAUCCGCUUACCAAACCUUUAUCCGAGAUCUACAAGGUCAUCCCCAAAGACUUGAGGAUAUCCGCCAAUCGACCGAUCCCCCACCUGACAAGUGA
This is a messenger RNA of Aspergillus costaricaensis CBS 115574, 669 nucleotides long. RefSeq lists its product as uncharacterized. The transcript has 5 exons. The record is from RefSeq and is a predicted model, not a curated record. Lineage: Eukaryota; Fungi; Ascomycota; Eurotiomycetes; Eurotiales; Aspergillaceae. The coding region runs from base 1 to 669 and encodes 222 amino acids.